This is a messenger RNA of Ostertagia ostertagi, 2169 nucleotides long. NCBI's taxonomy places the organism in Eukaryota, Metazoa, Nematoda, Chromadorea, Rhabditida, Trichostrongylidae. The record is from the annotation of a GenBank genome assembly.
AUGGAUCCUUGGAGUGGCUACCAAAAUAUGCCACCAGACCAAGUGAAUUGGGCUGACCUGGCGCAACGAUGGAUGGCUAUGCGAUCAGUUCAAGAUGAUCACAGCCAUGGUGGUGAAUACAAUGGUUAUGGUGCCCAUUACGGAGGCGAUAGUGGACCGCCGGAUCAUUACGGUCGAAAUGGUGGUUAUAACGACUAUGGAAGGGAUGCUAUGGGUGGACAUUACAAUCAUGCUCGUGAUCAAGGAUAUGAGAGAGGCCCAGACAGAGACCAUCGUGGGUUUGCCAUGCACGACAAUCGUCAUCCAGACGACUGGGAACCAUCACAAUCACAGCCGUCGGGCCCUAAUCGUCCUAUUUUCCCGGCUGCUGCGCAGGCUAAAAAUGAAGCUCGACAUGACUACCAGGAUGGUUAUCGAGGACACUGGGGUGGAGCUCCUCCUCCCCCUCUGCCUUUGAUGGAUGCACGUGGAUCUCCUUCUGACUACCACCGUUCGCCGGGACCGCCGCCAAAUCAAUUUGCGCCGCACGAUUUUCCACCCGGACCAUCUCCACCAAGUAGAAAUUGGGUUCCCCCUCCACCUACUGGCCCUAUGCCAUCCGGUGGACCGCCGUUCCAUGGAGGUCCACCUUUAGGAGGACCACCUCCACAUGGAGGUCCUCUAGGACCACCAGGUCCACCACACGGGGGCCCACCGCCACCAGCAGGUCCACCACACGGUGGUCCAUCAUCAUCGGGAGGUCCAUCACGCCAAGGUCCCCCACCAACUAUGGCUCCAUCACAUACAUCGCACGGAGGUGCUCCAGAUGGAGCUCCGCCGCAUAGGGGUCCACCACACGGUGGCCCACCUGGACCGGGCGGACCACCUCCACAUUCGUCAGGACCCCCUCCAUGGUUUCCUCCGCCAUUUUAUCAGCCAAAUUCUUUUUCAUCUGGUGGAUCGAACAUGGCUCAUUCUCAGCAGCCUGGAAACAGUCAAACGCCAGCAUCUUUCUUUACAAUGGACGCUUCCGCCCGGAAAAGAUUGCCGGCAUGGAUAUUGGAAGGUCUUGAAAAAGCAGAACGUGAGAAGAUGAAACAACAGGAAAAGGAAGAACGCAUGAAGAAAGCUGAAGAGGAAAGAGCAAAGCGACGAGCUUUAGCUGGAAAGGGCAGAUUCGACAGCAGCAGUGAGGAUGAAGAUGAAGGACAUGCAGAUGACGAAAGAUCACGAUCCAAAUCACGGCAAUCAGUUGGCGCUGAGGAUGACGAUGGUGAGCCGGUUUUCUUAGCGAAACGGCAUGUUCUUCCUGUUGAAGAUCUUCGGACUGAGGAGGAAAAGAAGGACGAUGCGAUGGUUGCUGUGAGAUUCAUAAUGAUGUCGUUACUAAUGGAAGCUACGGACGGAUCUCUUCGCUCAAGCAUAAACGAAUGUAUACGAGAGGCGAAGCAUGAAGGUCUGCUGAAACAGUUGCUCAACAGUGCUGAGUUUUUGUGCAUUGCACAUCAGUUCCUAGCUGAGCCAAAGCUACUUGCGAAGAGUUCCGCAUUGGCGGCUUUGUCUAGCCUCGGAGGAGACGAUGAGAGUGACGAGGAUAGCGAUGAUGAGGACAAGAAGAAGAAUAAGAAUCGCAACGGUGAACCAUCACCAUCGAGUGAGUCAGGCGAGGAUAACACCGCAUUCAAGACCCCUCUUGGGGUUCCACGAAAGAGUAGUAAGCAAACGUCUAGCACAACAGAAGACUCUUCAACAGCUCUAACUGCUGGAGAUGGUAUGGAUUCAAAUAAAACGAAUUUACGGAGAUCUGGUAAAAAUGAUCCAGAUAAAAAUGGUUCUUCUGAUAAGUCAGAUUCGAAGCGUCGUAGAAGCAGAUCUCAGAACGGAAACGAAGUCGUUCUGGUGACCGUAAAGCGAAGCAGAUCACGUGAGCGUCGGCGCAGUUCGUCAAGAGAUCGCAGCAAACGCAGCCGCAGUCGCAGUCGCAGUCGUGAGCGUAGGCGUAGCAGAUCUGGCGAUCGCGGUCGUAGACGCAGCCGGUCGCGUGAGCGGAAACGCAGUGCGUCACGGGAGCGUCGACGUUCCCGUGAGCGCCGACGUAGUCGCUCAAACGAUCGCAAGCGUCCACGCAAAGAGCGCAGCGCAGAGCGUAAACGGGACAGAAGCUCCAGUAGGGAGAGGCGGCGUAGGUAG